Molecule: messenger RNA, 5586 nt
Organism: Biomphalaria glabrata
Lineage: Eukaryota; Metazoa; Mollusca; Gastropoda; Planorbidae
Product: calpain-5-like
Exons: 12
Coding region: 169-2088 (639 amino acids)
Biological process (GO): proteolysis
Cellular component (GO): cytoplasm
Molecular function (GO): calcium-dependent cysteine-type endopeptidase activity
Source: RefSeq, a predicted model, not a curated record
GGUCACGGUAAGUGUAACUUGCGUACGCUGUGCUUGACACACGGCUGUGUGUAGACAGGCAAUACAAACAUUCCAUUAUUUCCAUUGAGAAACUUUAUGGUCGCCGUCUGCUCAGUGUGUGUGGUGUAUUUCAGGUUGGCCAUUUAGCUUGUCAUUAUUCAUAUCACUAUGGUGUUCUUCAAUUCCGUCAAGAAAUACAAAAACCAAGAUUACGCCAAACUGAAGAAAGAAUGUAAAAGCAAGGGGACUUUAUUUAUAGACACAGAAUUCCCACCAGAUGAGCGGUCACUCUCCAAACAGCCUGGAAAGUUUGGAAACAUUGUUUGGAAGAGGCCCAAGCAAAUCUGUAGUGAUCCCAAAUUGUUUGUUGAAGGAGCUAGUUCUGGGGAUGUAUCUCAAGGCAAGUUGGGCAACUGUUGGUUCGUGGCUGCAUCCUCUUGUUUGGCUUCUUUCAAAGAAAUCUGGAACAAAGUCAUACCUGAUGCCAAAGGUCAAGAAUGGGAUGCUAACAAGCCAGAUAACUAUCAAGGGAUCUUCAGGUUUCAGUUCUGGCGUUACGGUGAAUGGACAGAAGUGGUUAUAGACGACUUCUUGCCCACCGUCAAUGACCAAUUGGUGUUUAUCCAUUCACAGAGUAGAAAUGAGUUCUGGUCAGCUCUACUGGAGAAAGCUUAUGCUAAACUUUUUGGAACCUAUGAAGCUUUGGAUGGUGGAGAAUUGAGUGAGGCCUUGGAAGAUUUUACUGGUGGAGUCUCUGACACACUGGACAUGAUCAAGAUGGAGCUAGCCAGUAAACCAGAAGAACGUGUGGCUUUGUUUGCUCGUAUGCAGAAGGAAGUUGAUAGAAAGUCAUUGAUGGCAGCAUCUAUACCGGCAACUUCAGCGGAGGAUAUGGAGGCUACUACAGACAUUGGACUGGUCAAAGGUCAUGCUUAUGGCAUCACAGCUGUCAAAAAUGUCCACCUUGAAGGUUCGGGUUUGUUUGGACUGUUUAAUAGGGAUAAGUUACCUAUGAUCAGGCUGCGUAAUCCUUGGGGUCAAGGCGAGUGGAAGGGUGCAUUUAGUGAUGGAUCACCAGAAUGGAAUAAGAUCAGCUCCUCUGACAGAAACAAAAUUGGUUUGACUUUUGAAGAGGAUGGAGAGUUUUGGAUGACAUUUGAGGACUACUGCAAGUAUUUUGUCCAGACUUGCAUCUGUCGGGUAGUGAACACUUCCUAUGUCAGUCUGUCCAAAACUUGGCAUGAGGGGUUAGCACAUGGAAUGUGGAAGGCCCCCAACAGAGCAGGUGGUUGCCCAAACAACAGAGAGACUUUCUUACAGAAUCCCCAGUACAUGUUUGAUAUCACUGAAGAUGGAGAUGAGUGUAUGGUUCAGUUGAUGCAGAAAGGAAGCAGGGACAAAGAGAAUGCUACCAUUGGAUUCACCAUCUUGAAGGUUGAACUCAACAGAGAGUACCGUAUCCAUGAUUUAAAUCUCCAGGAAAAGGUUGUUUCAACUGUGUAUAGGAACAGUAGGUCUACCUUCUUACGCCAUGGUCCUUUGAAGAAAGGUCGCUAUGUUGUGAUACCAUCAACCUUUGAUCCCAAUGUUGAGGCCUCUUACCUAUUCAGGGUUUACACAAGUACUUUCAAUAAUUUCAAGGAACUAACUCAAGAGAAACCAGUCAAGAGUUGGUAUAACUGCUGUGGUAAAGCUCCUGUCAUGGUCACUCAUGUCAAAGUGGUCAGAGCAGCUGGACUGGAGAAACAAGACAGAUCAGGAACUGCUGACCCUUACUGUAUCAUCCAAUGUGAAGGCAAGAAAGUCACAACGUCCACAUGUAAGAGUACUAUCAACCCCGAGUGGGACAUUUCAGCAUUGUUUUACAGGUCCAGUCCACUGAAGAAACCACUGGUCAUUCAGAUCUGGAACAACAACCUGCUUCGGGAUGAAUUCAUGGGCCAGCACGAGUUCAAAUCGGUGGAUGAGCUCCGUGAGCAGACGGUGGUUCUGAGCUUGUUUGGCAACAAAAAGAAUGAGACAACUGUGGAAAAACCUGGCAAAUUAACCAUCACAAUCACACAGCUGAAAGAUCUGAUGGCAGUGUAGACAAAGCAACAUAGUAAACUAACAUUCUCACUUUUGAAAGAUCGAAUGGCAGUUUAUAGAAACUAACAAUCUCACUGUUGAAAGAUCGAAUGGCAGUUUAUAGAAACUAACAAUCACAUUAGUAAAAGAUGUGAUUGUUAUGAACAUAAAACAUUGUUUACAAGCUUUGUCUCUAAUUUGUUUCAAUGAAAUAUUUGGUAGAGUUAUGUUUAUUCUUUCCUUACAGAGUACUGUCUCACAUAUUACAUUCAGUGUCACAAUAGUGAGACUAAGACAGAUAGCGAGGUUUUUUCAAACAAUUUCAAUGUCUUUCCUUGAUUAAUGUAAGAAAAUUUCUUCCAAUUUUUAUUCAUUUCAUUAUUUUGCUACAGUUUAUUUUACUUGGUAAUUUCAGUCAUGAUAUUUUUAUUUUUUAGCAUUGCGAUAAAAUUUCAGACACCUGUCAAGACUGUUUUGAAAAAAAGACAAAAAGUUUAAUUUCUUUAUUGUUUUGUUCACACAUACGAAUAUUUUUAAACUGUACCAGUAUAAUGAUUAAUGAAUUUUUUUUUUAAUUCCUUGGUUAUUAGGCCUUUGUUUCAAAUUUUCAGUUUGUUAUUAGAAACUUUCACUGUGAUAAUCUGUGUAGAUGUUCUCUGUAACUCUUACUUUAAUUUAGACUUGACUUGUUCAAAUAUUUUGUCUUAUUGGAAUAACAUUUUUCUUAAAGAUCUGUCGACAAUUUUAUUUCUAUGUUUACUACAAAGUGAGUGGAUUAUUUGUUUUUAUAUUUUUUAACCUCCCAAGAUGUGUGUGUGUGUGUAAUGUGUACAUUGUGGAACACUUCCACAUCUUCCUCUCCUGCUGUUGAAUUUUCAAAGUGAAUUCAAUGUUUGUGACCUAUUGUUGUGAUCUUGAGCUAACUCUUUUGAUGAACUUUAUUUGAUUUAAAACUUAAAAACUGUAAACCCUUCUGUGUACAAACCUUUCCAUUCUUUGUUUUUUUUACUUCAUAUUUAUUUGAUGUAAAUCUAUAAUUUUUUUACCAUAAAAUAUUUUAGAAUAUUUUUACUUAAUAUAAUAUUUACUUAAAGAUUUCUUUUUAUUGGUUCUGCCAAAAUGAAUUUUUGUGUGUGUGUCUAAAAAAUUUUAUGUAUGUUUUCAUUGACUUUUAUUCUAUUCCAUUAAUGGCCGCAACAGUCUGAAAGAAAACUUUUAUACAAUUUUUACCAAGAUGGCUGCCUGGUCAUGUGAUAUGCACUCUGGACUGUCAUUCAGUGGUCUUGAUUGUCUCGGUUUUUAACCCUGCCUGUUGCCUGUCACCCUUUGGGAUGUUUGGGCUAGGAUGUCAUUAUCUGAAGGAACACCAAAACAUGUCAAACAUGUUUUACACACAUACUAUUUUCUGUGGGUAGAUGAAUGAAAUACAUUAUGUCUGUUCAUUGCUUAUUGAAAUAUCUUGUCAUUCUAGUUCUACACUUUUUGAUGAAUGAAUUCUUGUAUAUUUGAAUGAAGCAUUGUGGAUGAGUUAAAUCUCUAUUUUUUAGCAUUGUUUCUAUUAGAACAUUUUUUUAAGUCUGUAAAUAAUAGCUUUGGUGCUCCUUUUAAUGUUUACAUUUUAUUAUUAUUUCAUGUACCUUUUUUUAAGAAUUUAUGAAUUUUGUUUUGUUUUUGUUGAAUGAUAUAUAAUUUUUUUAAUCAUUUUCAGAUCUGUAAUGCUAUUUACAUGAUACUUAAUAACUCCCCCUUCAACCAAAUAAUGUUAUUGUCAAGACUUGCAUGUCAGGUUUGCAAUAUUGUUAUAGCAAAUAAUCCCAUUAAAAAGAUAAUGGAUUCUUCUGCAAUACUAGUUGUCCUAGAUUUGUCUAUAAACAAAGUAAUACAACUUGUUCUUGUGUUAAGUGAAAGUCUUGGGGCUCAAUGUUUUUGAUUGGCUCGUGCUCAACACAUGAAGCAUUCCUCCAUGCCCUUUUUUCUUUUCAAUAUCUUAUCUUAUCUUAUAUAAUACAGACGUUACUUCAAAAAAGAAGAUGAUUACGUCCUACAAUAUCUGAGUGGUUUGGGAUCGUUUGUUUUUUUCUCAGAACUAUCGUCUACUCUUUUCUAGUCUUCAUUGAUUUUUUAAAGCACCUUGUUUUUGUUUUUUAAAUUGUACUAUUCACCUACACCAAAAAAAAAAGUUUUAAAAGGUAAAUUUACUAAUUUAACCUUUAACACCUCAAUAUUGUUUUAAAAAAGUGUUAGGUUAUGUGAUAACUGCUGAAUGAACAUAUUUUGCAUAAAUAUGGAUUUAGAUUUAACAUAGUCAUCAUUCCUGUUCAAUAUUGAUUUGGUUUAGCUAGCUGUUGAUAAAAUUGAUCAAUUUUUUUUUCUUCUUUGGUAUGUAGUCAUUAAAAUAUUCAAAACAAGUAAGAAAAUUAUAAAGUACAGUCAGUUUUACAGAGUCUACACUCUACUUAUAUAUUAGUCUUAAUCAGCAUGCCUGAUCAAAACUUUUAUAUUUUUUUAUACAACUCAUAAUGUAUUGCCAGUAUAUAAGUUUAUUACUUUCUAACUUUUGAAGCAACAUUUAAAUAUCCUGUAUAAUUACAACAAAUACUAUUUUUAUAAUGCUAUACAUAUUUACACAUAUAUUUAAGUUAAUAUUAUAGAGCAUAUUUUGUUUGUUUAACUUCUAGUAGAUUAAUUCAUUAAUUUAAAAUAAUUCCAAGUGAACAUCUACAAGUCAAAUAUAAAACUGUUUGUGGCUCACAGUUUUGCCAACUCAAUUGUUAUCUGAAGUUUGCUUGAUAUAAUUCAUAUCAAAACAUUGACGAGUGAAAGAAAUAGUUGUCUAGGCCCUGGUCAUCUGACUACAAAUCUAUUACAUUCAAAAGACUAAAGCCAAUAUUUGUAUUGAAGAGCUGUAAUAUAUGUGUUGCUAUUUCCUAUCAGUUUGUGCCUUCAGGAGAAUGUUAUAGUAAUGUAUACUCUGAAAAGAUUUGGCUUUGAACCCCUGGCUUAUGGGAUAGUCCUGUGCAAUUUUCUUAUCUUGAAUGCUUUAUUAACUUUUUUUCUUUAUACUUAUAUGUCUCUGAAAAAAAUCUAGAUGAAUUUAGUUGUGUGUGUUUUUUUCUGAUAAAUUCAAGUUUUUAUUAAGUAAAUUAAGUAAGUCAAGUUUUUCUGUUCAAAAAUAAAUAAAAAUGUAUUUUUAGUUUUUUUCUUCAAUUUCAGCCUUUAUACAUUUUGUUAAAAAUGAUAACAGAUUAGAAGAUAAAGAGUUAUGUUUGUAAUUCAGACUGAAGACUGCUAUUCAGCCUCUAAAUGGGGAAAAGAUUUGUACAUUUUCUUCUAUCAGGGUAACCAUUGAUGACAGGAUUGUAGAUAUUUAUUUCAUUGUUUCUGCUUCGGAAAUCCUUGUCAUGACACACAAAGCUUAUUUUUUAUAAAACUUAUUUACUGCUCACUUACAUCAUAAUUCUUGCAUUUUAUGUUCAACUUUUAUUGACUUGUGGAAUAAAUAUUUAUUGACACCUUAAA